GAGGUAGCAACUGAUGCUACUCCUAAGGUUAGGAAAAGCUUCUCUAACCAGUGUGUUGGAUCUGGAUUUUCAAAGAAUGGCACUCCAGGUAGAAGGGACAGCACAUGCCAAAGGUUUGAGAUGGGAAGUGCUUCUUCAGGGGUCAGAGGCAGCUCGCACUUGGCAGUUUGGGGGCAUGUGCCUACUUGGGGCUGUAGGGGCUGGGUCCUGAGACAAUCCAUGCUUUUCAUGGCAGCCAGAGCUUCAGGAACCCCCAUUUCGAAGGUAAAGAAAAUGAGGCUCUGCUAUUAACUAGGAACGAGGAUCUAGAGCCUCUGUGCUACUCUGCCUCCUAGCCAAGGGGAAUGUUGAGGGCGAGACGCGGGGGCCAGAAAUGAGACAGCAAAACGGAAGGAGAUAGUCGUGCUCCCUCCUAGGCCGCUGUGAGACCGGAACCCUCCACCCGGGAUCCCGGGAGCGGCGGACGAUCAAGGCCGAGACCCGCGCAAGCAGGGCAUGCCGGGAAGUGUGGCCUAUCUCCAGGCGGUGUGGGUCGGGCCUCCGGCGGGGCAGUGCAGUCCAGAAAGGGCUGGGGACUAGACGCCGCCCUCACUGGAAGGGGGAACUGGGCGCGCGUACUUGGCGGCGCAGCAAGCACACAGUGGUGGCCUAUAAAGAUGCCAUUUAUGUAUUUGGUGGAGACAAUGGGAAGACCAUGCUCAACGAUCUCCUGCGGUUUGAUGUGAAGGAUUGCUCCUGGUGUAGGGCCUUCACCACAGGCACCCCACCAGCCCCCCGCUACCACCACUCAGCCGUUGUCUACGGGAGCAGCAUGUUUGUAUUUGGGGGCUACACUGGGGACAUUUAUUCCAAUUCUAACUUGAAGAAUAAAAACGACCUCUUUGAAUAUAAGUUUGCAACUGGCCAGUGGACAGAGUGGAAAAUUGAAGGACGGUUGCCGGUCGCUAGGUCUGCCCAUGGCGCCACGGUAUACAGUGACAAGCUGUGGAUCUUUGCUGGCUAUGAUGGCAAUGCCAGGUUGAAUGAUAUGUGGACCAUUGGCCUCCAGGACCGGGAGCUCACAUGCUGGGAGGAGGUAGCGCAGAGCGGUGAGAUCCCGCCAUCCUGCUGCAACUUCCCAGUGGCCGUGUGCCGGGACAAGAUGUUUGUGUUCUCAGGGCAGAGCGGAGCCAAGAUAACCAACAACCUCUUCCAGUUUGAAUUCAAGGACAAGACGUGGACACGCAUCCCCACCGAGCACCUACUCCGUGGCUCCCCACCACCCCCGCAGCGGCGCUAUGGGCACACCAUGGUGGCCUUUGACCGCCACCUCUACGUGUUUGGGGGUGCGGCAGACAACACACUGCCCAAUGAGCUGCACUGCUAUGAUGUGGACUUCCAGACCUGGGAGGUUGUCCAGCCCAGCUCAGACAGUGAGGUCGGUGGGGCUGAGGUGCCAGAGCGAGCAUCUGCUUCUGAGGAGGCGCCUGCCCUGGCCUCUGAGGAGCGGGGUGGCUUCAAGAAGUCCCGAGAUGUGUUUGGCCUGGACUUUGGCACCACCACAGCCAAGCCGCCUGCCCCGCCGGCCUCAGAGCUGCCAAGCGGAAGGCUCUUCCACGCAGCUGCUGUGAUCUCGGACGCCAUGUACAUCUUCGGGGGCACCGUGGACAAUAACAUCCGCAGUGGGGAGAUGUACAGGUUCCAGUUCUCUUGUUACCCCAAGUGCACACUGCAUGAGGACUACGGGAGGCUGUGGGAGAGCCGCCAGUUCUGCGAUGUGGAGUUUGUGUUGGGCGAGAAGGAGGAGUGUGUGCAGGGCCAUGUGGCCAUUGUCACCGCUCGGAGCCGCUGGCUCCGCAGGAAGAUCAUGCAGGCACGGGAACGGCUAGCCCAGAAGCUGGAGGAGGAGGCAGCCCCCGCUUCCAGGGAGGACCCUGGUGCAGCUGUGGGGGGGGCCCGGCCGCCCCUGCUGCACGUGGCCAUCCGCGAGGCCGAGGCCCGGCCCUUUGAAGUGCUCAUGCAGUUCCUGUACACGGACAAGAUCAAGUACCCGCGGAAAGGCCACGUGGAGGAUGUGCUGCUCAUCAUGGAUGUCUACAAGUUGGCACUGAGCUUCCAGUUGUGCCGCCUGGAGCAGCUGUGCCGACAGUACAUCGAGGCCUCUGUGGAUUUGCAGAACGUGCUGGUUGUGUGUGAGAGUGCCACCAGGCUGCAGCUGGGCCAGCUGAAGGAGCAUUGCCUGAACUUCGUGGUGAAGGAGUCCCACUUCAAUCAGGUGAUCAUGAUGAAGGAGUUUGAACGCCUCUCUUCCCCACUGAUCGUGGAGAUUGUGCGGCGGAAGCAGCAGCCACCUCCCCGUGCUCCCUCAGAGCAGCCCGUGGACAUUGGCACAUCUCUGAUCCAGGACAUGAAGGCAUACCUGGAGGGGGCAGGUGCAGAGUUCUGUGACAUCACUCUGCUGCUGGAUGGGCACCCAAGACCGGCCCACAAGGCCAUCCUGGCCGCUCGCUCCAGCUACUUUGAGGCCAUGUUCCGGUCCUUCAUGCCCGAGGACGGGCAGGUGAACAUCUCCAUCGGGGAGAUGGUGCCCAGCAGGCAGGCCUUUGAGUCCAUGCUGCGCUACAUCUACUACGGCGAGGUCAACAUGCCGCCCGAGGACUCUCUCUACCUGUUUGCGGCUCCCUACUAUUACGGUUUCUACAACAACCGGCUGCAGGCGUACUGCAAGCAGAACCUGGAGAUGAACGUGACAGUACAGAAUGUACUGCAGAUCCUGGAGGCAGCUGACAAGACGCAAGCACUGGACAUGAAGCGGCACUGCCUGCACAUCAUCGUGCACCAGUUCACCAAGGUGUCCAAGCUGCCCACACUGCGCUUGCUGAGCCAACAGCUGCUUCUUGACAUCAUAGACUCCCUGGCCUCCCACAUCUCUGACAAGCAGUGCGCAGAGCUUGGAGCUGACAUAUGAGGCCCCAUGUGGUGCUGGCCCACUCGAGGAGAAUAACCAUGCCUGUUCCUGCCCUGCCCACUGCAGACUAUGCUGGCCACGCUCAGGCCUCAGGUGGAGUGGUUGGACCUGCCAGCCGAGGGGCAGGGCGCCCAGAGUCUCUGGAGGGAAAGAGGACAUGGGGGGCUCUGGAUGCCCCAUUUCACUGCUAAGGACAAGUCCCACAGGGAGUGAUGGUAAAACAGACCCCCUGGGUGGCACCCUCUCAGUUGGAGGUGUGGGUGGGAAGCCAGGGCCCAGCAGUGGGGAGAGCCCAUUGUGGAACUGGUUUGAGGCUGCCCAUCCAGCAGGGACUGUGUAUGACUUGUGGGUCUGGCCACUGGAUCCUAUUGCCCCGAGACCCCUCUGAUGUGGGCUACAUAGUACCCCCUCACCUUCACUGGGGUUGCUCUAAGGACCCCUACUGUCAUCCAGAGCUUGUGGGUGGACAAUAGUAACAGGCAGAUGAAAUCUGACUCAGGAUGAAUUUUGUGAAGGGCCCUGAUGCCGAACUGGGCCUUGGCUUCCAGAGGGGCUGCAGGAUCCCACUCCACUGUGUGCACAUGAGGAGUCCCCAGUUGUGCCAGGGAGACGUCGGUGAAAGUGCCCCCCCCCCAGGUCCCCAUCUGUCCCUAAGUAUUUAUUCUUUGUCAUAGACAUGCCAUUAAGACCAUAGUAGUGCUACCUAUUACACCUCAUGGGUACAGGCCCCACGGUGGACUCCGGCCCUCAGCUGUCCCUGAGCUGGGGAUGGAUCAUGUGGCCCAAGUGCUUGAGACCGGCCAAUCCCAUCCGGUCUUCUAUCCGUGUCAGCAACUCCCAGCCACAUCUAGGGAUACCCAGGGAUAUGGGGUGGGGAGGGAAGAGGGGUUGCAGCAGAAAUCCUGAAGUCCCAAAGCCGCCUUGCUCCUGCCUAGGCUGGGAAGCUAAAGGAUUGGGCACCAUGUCCUUUCCUGCCCCCCAACAGAAGGCCCUGUGUGAGUCCACCCUAAUACGACAGGCACUUCUGCCUCCUCUCUGGGAACAAGAACCCCAGGGACCCUUCUGCCCUGGCUGCCAGGAAGCCACGUUGGGGGGAAACAGUCCCCCUUGUCUCCUCCCUCCAGUUGCAUCCCCAUGCAAUGGCACUUGCCACUCCUUGGCCCUUGCUGAAGAGCCCCAGAUGGUGCCACGUAGUUGUACAGGGAGCCCUGGUCCCAGGUGGGCAUCCUUAGGCAAGAGGAGUCCAUCCAUAAGGCUGCCGGCAAGCUAGGAAAUGGCCUGGCACAAGAUGAGCCUUGGUGAACAACUGCAAACCCUGCUCUACAGUGGACCCUUGUAACUGGUCGUUUGACUUUUUCUUCCAGACAUGAUAUGAAUAAAUGAAGUUACACACCAAGGACCCUAGAAAGCCAAUUUCACAGCAUUGUGUGGCACUUUCCAGGACUAGAGAGAAUUCAGCUAUGCUCUUGGGGCUACUGUAGCCACGGCCAGCAGGGAGGUCAUGUGUGCAGUUAAUCACCCUGCACACUGAACUGUUUGCCACAAUCAGACUCAGGGAAGCCUACUUUCCAGUCAGCUUGAAGAAAAAUGGGGGACUCCAGUUGAGGCCAGGAUUGCUGUCUUCAUGCCUGCCUCCAAGUUUCCCCCACCUCUUCUCAGACCUCCGGGGACUAGAAGUGUCACUUGCUGGGCCCUUACUACUUGCCAUAGUAGCACUAGGUCAGAAAUUGCCAUCUUUGUCCGUUUUUCAGAUGAGCCAGGCCCAGUGUAAGUGGGUGGCUGGUCUGCAGGCUGGGGUUCAGAUGUUGUACCCUA
Molecule: messenger RNA, 4762 nt
Organism: Lynx canadensis (Canada lynx)
Lineage: Eukaryota; Metazoa; Chordata; Mammalia; Carnivora; Felidae
Gene: LZTR1
Product: leucine zipper like transcription regulator 1
Exons: 21
Coding region: 695-2947 (750 amino acids)
Cellular component (GO): Golgi apparatus
Molecular function (GO): protein binding
Source: RefSeq, a predicted model, not a curated record